AAAAACAUAAAUAAAAACCCUAAUACCCCCAAUGCAAUAACAAAUCCCUAAACAGUUAAUCUCCACCGUCACCACUAUAAAAUCCAACGGUUGUUAAGUGAGGAACACUCGUGCUUAUCACUCUUCUUCUUCACAGUCAUUAUUCACUUCCUCACUGAUUCUCUGUUUCUCUCCUAACAUGAACCAAAACAUCAUCGAUCCUCCACGUUCUUCUCUUUCACUUUGAAGAACAACAACAAUCUUGAUCUUUGUUUUAAUUUCGACCCAUUAAGAAAAUCGUAAUACCCAUCAAUAAAAAUAUAAUCUUUUUCAGCUUCAUUGCUUAAUUUUCAGCUGAGUCGUAAAAAAAAUCGAACUUGUUUUCUAAAGGUGUUAUUUUUAACUGUUUCUUGUUCGACGAUUGAGUUUUUUCUUUUGGGUUUUUCUUUGUUUUGUUUUUAUGAUGGUGAGUGAUAGUUAUCAGAAAAUGAUAUCCGAUGUAGCACGAUCAAUGGUGAAGAACGGUGAUUACGGCGGUGAAGAUUUAGGUGUUUUGAGGCGGCAACAACAAGAGGUGAAUGAAAGAGAGAGGGAAGUUGCGAGGUUGAGAAGUGGGUCGGCGCCUCCUACUGUUGAAGGGUCUAUUACGGCGUUUGGAGGUUUAUAUGGUGGUGGAAGUGGAAGGGGUUUUGGGAGUGAGGAAGAGCUUCGUGCUGAUCCAUCUUAUGCGAAUUAUUAUUAUAUGAAUGUGAAUCUGAACCCAAGGUUGCCUCCUCCUUUGGUUUCAAAGGAGGAUUGGCGUUAUUCGCAGCAGCGCGUAUCGAUGGUUGGUGGAAUUGGGGAUCGGAGGAGGGUGAAUGGUGAAGGUGGUGAUGAUGGUGGACAUGGAGAAAGGUCUAUCGGUUCUGAAUGGGGCGGCCAAGAUGGGUUGAUUGGCUUGCCGCCGGCAUUGGGGAUUGGGAGUAGGCAAAGGAGCAUUGCUGAAAUGUUUCAGCAGGGUGAUAUGAAUACUGCGGCAUCUGCCUCCAAGCAUCCUCAUCAUCUCUCUGGCCAUAAUGUGUUUGAUGACAUUGCUGAAAAACCGGAAACUCAUUUUGCUUAUCUGCAUCAAGCUUUGGAUGAUUUGCAGUCUGGUGGAAAUAGGCAAGGCACAUCCACCGCUCAAAACCUUGUUGGCUCGGCAUCUCAAUCUUAUGCUUCUGCUUUAGGAGCCACCUUGUCAAGGAGCAGCACUCCUGACGCUCAGUUUCUACCUAGAGCCGCUAGCCCUUGUAUUCCGCCGAUUGGGGAAGGGAGGUCAGGCGCUGCUGAUAAAAGAAGUUUCAACGGUCAAAACUCAUUUAAUGCUGCCGCAGCAUCUAAGCUAAACGAGCCUGCAGAUCUCGUAUCUGCUUUGGCUGGCAUGAAUUUGUCCCAAAAUGAUGGAAUGGACAAUGACAAACGACCCCCGUCAUCCGAUUAUACUCAUAAUGCUAAACAGUUCCAAUAUUUGAACAAGUCUGAUUCUCUACCUUAUCUGCGUCAUUCUGCUAACCAUCCUUUCAUGAAAGUGAGUAAAAGCGUCAAUUUCGGAUUGGAUCUGAACGAUUCUUCGUUAUAUGCAAGUGAACAGCUAGAACAUCACAAGGCUGGUGGAUUUUCUGUUAACUCCCAUUUAAAAGGACAUUCUACACCGAACUUUAACGGCAGAGGUGGUUCACCUGCUCAUUAUCAGAAUGUUGACGAUAUGAAUAUCUCACACUCGCACCCCAACUAUAACAUGGCUGGAUUUUCUGUUAAUCCUUCAUCGCCAUCCAUGAUGGCAAACCAGCUUGGAAGUGGCAAUUUGCCUCUUUUGUUUGAACAUGCUGCUCCAUCGUCUGCGCUGGGAAUGAAUGUCAUUGAUCCUAGGGGAUUAGGAAGAGGUGCAAAUUUAGCACCUUUGUUGGCUGCAUCUGAGUUACAGAACGCAAGCAGGUUCGGAAAUCAUGCUGCAGGUAGCACUCAUCAGCUGCCAUUAAUGGAUCCUAUGUAUCUUCAGUACCUGAGAUCAAGUGAACUUGCUGCUGCACAGAUGGCAGCCCUUAACGAAUCGGCCAGAAAUAGGGAACACACAAAUAAUUCAUUAACUGAUUUACUUGGCCUCCAAAAAGCUUACAUAGAGUCUUUAAUCGCCCCUCAAAAACAACACUUUUCUGCCCCGUACAUUGGUAAAUCAGCUAGCAUGAACCAUAAUUCUUAUGGAAGUCCAUCGCAUGGUCUUGGCAUGUCAUAUCCAGGAAGUCCACUGGCUGGUUCCGCCUUUCCGAACUCCAUAUACGGACAAGGUAGUCCUAUGAGCCAAAGUGAGCGGAAUAUGCGUUUGUCUGGGAUGAGGAAUGUGGCUGGGGGUUUAACAGGAGGAGCUUGGCAUUCUGACGCUGUCAGUAAUUUGGAUGAGAACUUCCCUUCUUCCUUGCUUGAUGAAUUCAAAAGCAAUAAAACCAAAUGUUUUGAACUUGCUGAAAUUGCCGGGCAUGUUGUCGAGUUCAGUGCUGAUCAGUAUGGAAGCCGUUUUAUCCAACAGAAACUUGAGACUGCGUCGAUGGAUGAGAAAACCAUGGUGUUCCAUGAAAUUAUGCCGAAUGCACUUUCUCUAAUGACUGAUGUCUUUGGUAAUUAUGUGAUUCAGAAGUUUUUUGAGCAUGGAACAGCAGCACAAAUAAGGGAAUUAGCUGAACAGCUUACUGGUCAUGUGCUGACUCUAAGUCUUCAAAUGUAUGGCUGCCGAGUUAUCCAGAAGGCUAUAGAAGUUGUUAAUUUAGAUCAACAGACUAAAAUGGUUACAGAGCUGGAUGGUCAUAUCAUGCGCUGCGUGCGUGAUCAGAAUGGAAACCAUGUCAUCCAGAAGUGUAUUGAAUGUGUACCUGAAGAUGAGAUUCGGUUUAUCGUUUCAACAUUUUAUGACCAAGUUGUGACAUUGUCCACUCAUCCAUAUGGUUGCCGUGUCAUACAGAGAGUCUUGGAGUACUGCCAUGAACCCAAAACUCAACAGAUUAUGAUGGAUGAGAUUUUGCAGUCUGUUUGCAUGCUAGCACAGGAUCAAUAUGGGAAUUAUGUUGUACAGCAUGUGCUGGAGCAUGGCAAGCCCGAUGAACGUUCUGCUAUUAUAAAGGAGUUAACUGGGCAGAUAGUGCAGAUGAGCCAGCAGAAGUUUGCAUCGAAUGUUAUAGAGAAGUGUCUCACUUUCGGAACAGCUAUCGAGCGUCAAGUCCUCGUGAAUGAGAUGAUUGGUUCCACCGAUGAAAAUGAGCCUCUACAGGUUAUGAUGAAGGAUCAGUUUGCAAACUAUGUUGUACAGAAAGUGUUGGAAACUUGUGAUGACCAGCAACUUGAGCUAAUUCUGAAUAGAAUAAAGGUUCACCUGAAUGCUUUGAAGAAGUAUACCUAUGGGAAGCACAUUGUUGCGCGUGUCGAGAAAUUGGUUGCUGCUGGAGAGAGGAGGAUUAGUUUUCUGACACUAAAUCAUCCUGCACAGAUGGUAUAGAGGAAAUGAAAGUUAUGUACAGCUAACUGAGAAAGAAGGAUAGUACAAGUGGCCAAUCCUUUUUCUUCUUUUUUCUUUUUCUUCAUAUCUGGUACUGAUAAUAGCACUGUCUAUAUUCAAAUAGGCAAUUGCUGAUUGGAAAGUAAUAAAAUGUUAGUUGUACUUGAAAACUGUACAUUUGUUAGUUUUGAGGAGAGAUAUAGCUAGAAAAUCAGAUUAGCUAAGGCUGAAAAUAUGAGCUAGUUUUAAUGUUGUACAGGGAGGUGUUUGACUGUACAAAUUUUUACUAGGUUUAUCAUAGGACAAACAAGUCCUUGUAUUCCGGAUAUGCAAAACAUGUUUUUAUGAGCCUUUACUCUUUCAACUUUGUUAAUUUUUUUUUUA
Messenger RNA from Cicer arietinum (chickpea), 3868 nucleotides. RefSeq names its product pumilio homolog 1-like. Gene Ontology annotation, molecular function: mRNA binding. Lineage: Eukaryota; Viridiplantae; Streptophyta; Magnoliopsida; Fabales; Fabaceae. The record is from RefSeq and is a predicted model, not a curated record. Gene Ontology annotation, biological process: post-transcriptional regulation of gene expression. Gene Ontology annotation, cellular component: cytoplasm.